Sorex fumeus (smoky shrew) is the source of this 3336-nucleotide messenger RNA. It is a transcript of the gene STAU1, whose product is annotated as staufen double-stranded RNA binding protein 1. The record is from RefSeq and is a predicted model, not a curated record. Lineage: Eukaryota; Metazoa; Chordata; Mammalia; Eulipotyphla; Soricidae. The transcript is spliced from 14 exons. The coding region runs from base 85 to 2112 and encodes 675 amino acids.
GUAGCGCUUUAUACUUCAUAGCACUGCAUUAACCUGCACUGAAAGCUGUUUUCCUGCAGUUGUUCACUUUUGUUGAAAGUGACCAUGUCUCAAGUUCAAGUGCAAGUUCAGAACCCACCCGCUGCUCUCUCAGGGAGCCCCGUUCUGACCCGGAACCAGUCUCUUCUCUCCCCGCCUUUGCUGAGUAUUCCUCCUCCUGCUAGCUCUCUGCCCUCUGAGAAUGCAGGCAGGCCUGUCCAAAACUCUGCCCUACCCUCUGCAUCUGCCACCUCGACCAGUGCAGCUGCAGUUCCUUCUAACAUGGCACACCCCAAAGAGAAAACCCCAAUGUGUCUUGUGAAUGAGUUAGCCCGUUUCAACAAGAUUCAGCCUGAGUAUAAGCUUUUGCGUGAGCAAGGUCCAGCUCACUGUAAGGUGUUUACAGUACAGCUAACACUUGGCGAUCAGAACUGGGAAGCUGAAGGAACUAGUAUUAAAAAAGCCCAACACACGGCUGCUGCCAAAGCUUUGGAAGGAACAAAAUUUCCUAAACCUAUAGUCCGCCCUUUUCGUAGCGAAGGAAGGAAUCCAGAAAGCAUAACCCCUACUGUAGAGCUCAAUGCACUGUGCAUGAAACUUGGAAAAAAACCAAUGUAUAAGCCUGUUGACCCUUACUCCCGGAUGCAGUCCACCUACAACUACAACAUGAGAGGCGGUGCUUACCCCCCCAGGUACUUCUACCCAUUUCCAGUACCACCGAUCCUUUACCAAGUCGAACUUUCCGUGGGAGGACAGCAGUUCAAUGGCAAAGGCAAGACCCGGCAGGCAGCCAAGCACGACGCCGCUGCCAAGGCGCUGAGGAUUCUGCAGAACGAGCCGCCGCCAGAGAGGCUGGAGGUGAACGGAAGAGAACCCGAAGAAGAAAAUCUCAAUAAGUCUGAAGUCAGCCAAGUGUUUGAGAUCGCGCUUAAACGGAACCUGCCUGUGAAUUUUGAGUCUUUCCCUCUGAAACAGGUCGCCCGCGAGAGUGGCCCGGCCCACAUGAAGAGCUUUCUGACCAGGGUGUCUGUCGGGGAGUUUGUGGGGGAGGGGGAAGGGAAGAGCAAGAAGAUCUCCAAGAAGAACGCCGCCAUCGCCGUCCUGGAGGAGCUGCGGAAGCUCCCGCCCCUGCCCGUGGUGGAGCGGCCCAAGCCCCGGAUCAAGAAGAAAACCAAGUCCAUCGUCCGGAGCAGCCCCGAGUGCGGCCAGGGCAUGAACCCCAUCAGCCGCCUGGCCCAGAUCCAGCAGGCCAAGAAGGAGAAGGAGCCCGAGUACACGUUGCUCACGGAGCGCGGCCUGCCCCGCCGCAGGGAGUUCGUCAUGCAGGUGAAGGUGGGGAACCACACCGCCGAAGGGACUGGCACCAACAAGAAGGUGGCCAAGCGCAACGCGGCCGAGAACAUGCUGGAAGUCCUGGGCUUCAAGGUUCCGCAGGCGCAGCCCGCCAAGCCGGCCCUCAAGUCCGAGGAGAAGACACCAGUAAAGAAAUCGGGUGAUGGAAGAAAAGUAACCUUCUUUGAACCAGGCCCCGGGGAUGAAAAUGGGACUAGCAAUAAGGAGGAGGAGUUUCGGAUGCCUUAUCUCAGCCAUCAGCAGCUGCCUGCUGGGAUUCUCCCCAUGGUGCCCGAGGUCGCCCAGGCCGUGGGAAUGAGUCAAGGACAUCACACCAAAGAUUUUAGCAGGGCGGCGCCAAAUCCUGCCAAGGCCACGGUAACUGCCAUGAUAGCCCGUGAACUGUUGUAUGGGGGCUCCUCGCCCACCGCCGAGACCGUUUUAAAGAGUAACGUCUCUUCAGGCCCCAUGUCCCACGGACCUCUAACGAGACCCUCCGAGCAGCUGGACUAUCUCUCCAGAGUCCAGGGCUUCCAGGUUGAAUAUAAAGACUUCCCCAAAAACAACAAGAACGAGUUUGUAUCUCUUAUCAAUUGCUCCUCUCAGCCACCUCUGAUCAGCCACGGCAUCGGGAAGGACGUGGAGUCCUGCCACGAUAUGGCCGCCCUGAACAUUUUAAAGUUGCUGUCCGAGUUGGACCAACCAAGUACAGAGAUGCCAAGAACAGGAAAUGGACCAAUGUCUGUGUGUGGGAGGUGCUGAACUUUUGGCCAUGAAUCAUUAUAAAAAAAAACCCAACCUCAAUACUGAAAAAUAUUUAGAAUUUGAUACCUCCAGUGGGCCGAGAGACGUGACGGGGGAAGAACUGGAGACGCUGGUGCCGACGAGGACUCGGAAGGCAGCGGGGCUGGCUCAGGCUUACAGCAGGCCCAGCCUGUUGAAGGAUUUUGGGUUUUUUUUUCCUGCCGUGUGGAAGAGAACAGCUCGACCCCCUUCUCAAACUGGCUCUGUAAACGCUUUGGGAGAAACCCUGGACACCCAUGUUGGAGAGGCUCUAGCUUGGCCCAGAGCGACAAGCACGAGAAAAUCAAAUGCUUCCUACUCAGCGCAAGCUAAUCUUUCCUGCGCUAAGGCCUCUUCACCCCUGCUUUCUCUUCCAAUAAUCUUCAUUUUCUUUUGAUUGAAAUAACACUAUAAAGUUUUAGUUUCUCAAUUGUAUCUAGUUCUGUAGCCACAACAAUAACCUGCAGAGAUCAUAUCCCGUGUAUGUGCUUGCGCAGUUUCACUGGUUGGACUAACCCAGGACCACUUCAGUGAUGCAAAUUGUGUGCCCUCUGGUUAGCUGGGCCAGCCCCGCCUUCUCAGAAACCGAGGAAGUUCCCAGUUGUAUAAACUGGACACUUUUGGAAUUUUAAACUUUAACUGAUCAUUUGGUUCUUUUUGUAUUUUAUUAAUGCAACAAGACUUCAAACCGAUGGACUUUAAUCUUUGGCUCAAAGAUUAUAAAAACAAUUGUGUGCAUAUCGGUAGGGCUCCAAAGGGCCCGUCGUUGGCACUACACCCCAGGCUAUGAUCUUGUAGUACGACCAGUCUGAGUCCUGUGCGUGCUUCGUGCUGUCUGCCGUCUCCGUGUAGGGCUGGAAAGAACGACCGUGUCUCUCUCUCGCGCUAUGUCUGUUGUCAGUGGGCACAGGGCCGUGGGCACCGCCAGGCAGCCAAGUCAAGCACUGCUUCCAUUUUUCUGAAAUUUAUUUCUCCCCAUGGAAUGUAAAAUUAGUGUUUGUCACCAAUAAAUGGUAUACUAAAUUUUUUUUGUUAAUUUAUUUACAAAUGCCACUACUGUUUAGAUCAGUUCCCUUCCACUUGCCCCCUUUUAUUAUUUUUUAAGAAAGACCUUUGUAUUGCUUGUGAGUCUGUCUGGGCAAAAUUCUAAAGAUUUGAACUUUAUAUGAAACCACUGAUCAAUAAAGUUACUCGUUACUCUUG